UGGCAACUCCAACCAAUGGCUGCACUGGAGCCGCGCAGAAGCGUGUGUAACCAGCCUCGCUUUAACACUCGUGUUUCCCUCGCCGCCAUCGCGAUAGCUCUUGCUUCGGUAGCGGACGGGUCUUUUACGCGGCUCUUGCUUCGAGGCCUAUUUCGAUCACUUAGACAAUGGCGUCAGAUGAAGGAAAGCUCUUCAUUGGAGGACUCAGUUUCGACACCAAUGAACAAAAUUUGGAGCAGUUGUUCUCGCCCUAUGGUGACAUUGCAGAAGUGGUUGUGGUGAAAGACCGAGAGACCCAACGAUCCAGGGGAUUUGGUUUUAUUACCUAUUGCCGUCCUGAAGAUGCCAAGGAUGCCAUGCGAGCCAUGAAUGGAGAGUCUGUGGAUGGACGUCAGAUCAGAGUUGAUCAGGCUGGAAAAUCUUCCCGUGGCUCUUCUGGAGGCAGAGGGCGUGGACGUGGAUUUUCUAGAGGAGGCGGUGGAUAUGGAGGUGGCCGUUAUGACAACAGAAGCGGUGGAUAUGGUGGAUCCAGAGACUAUUAUGGCAGCAGAAAUCAGGGAGGCUAUGGGGACCGUUACUCUGGAAGCUCUUACAGAGACAAUUAUGAUAAUUAGGUGGAAGGGGGCACCUCUGGAUCCUGGAAGAGAGUUUACCUCAAGGCUGGAGUUGAAAACAAGACUUGCUCUUUGGUACCUUUCGAGCUUCUGUCUUGUGCGUAUGUUGAUGUGGUCAUUCACAGACUUGAAUAUUAGAUGGUCCACUCAGCCAGUGAAAUAAGUUUGGGGGAGAGUACUAAUUCCAUACAUUACUGUUUGCCGCACAAAGCCCUUCUUAACCAAGGCAGGCUAUGGGUCUUCGUUAUGUUGAUCUAAUAGUUAAACAACCAAAUGGCAUCCCAACUAGUAAAACAAGGCUCAUGAAAUUUGGAAUAUAACUUUUUAAAGAUGGAAUACUCUUUAUUAAAAUACUUGCUAUGGCUUCUAAAGGGUUUUCCUUCAAAAAUCUAUUUUGCUCUUUGUAGAGUUCAUCAAAACAAAUGUGGGUUAUGAUAAAAAGCAAUAUUUCCCAUUUUUGAGCAAUGAAAUGAUAAAAUGCCACAGCUCUCAAAUAAUUGUUCCCAAUUCAACCUCUUUAAGUUACCCUUCAGUCCCGUCCCAUCCCUUAUAAAUACCACUUAUUAUAAAUUUGCAUGUAAAUAAAUUCAUGCAAGCAAAAGCUAAUAUGGCAGGUAGUCCUCAACAACCGUAAUUGGGAUCAGAGCUUCUGUUGCUAAAUGAUGCAGUUAUUAAAUGUUAAGUGCAAAUGUAUACCUUUACCAUGGUCAUUAAGCGAAUCUGGCUUCCUCCAUUGACUUCUUAUCAGAAGCUCCCCGGGAAGGUGAUAAGUGGCAAUCAUGUGACCCCAGAACUCUGCAACCAUAUAUAUAUAUAAUACACACUAGUUGCCAGGUGCCCAAAUUUUGAUCAUGUGACUGGGGAUGGGAUGCUUGUGUGAGGAUUGGUCACGAAUUACUUUUUGACUGCCAUCUUAACAGUCAUCAAACAAGUCCUAGGUUAAGAGCUAUCUGUACCUUUAUUUUAAAAAUCCAUAAAAACAACAAAAAAGAAUAAACAUCUCUCCACCCACACCCCUUGGGUGUAAUGCCAUGCCACCUGAAGUCCUCAAAGACACUUUCAGGACAAUUCCCAGCAACCACAAUAACAAAAAUCUCUGCCUUACAUUUCAUUGCAUUUUUUAAUGCAAUGUCUGCCAAAAAUGUUUUACCCUGAUUUUAUAGAUUUCUUUACCAGAUGCCAUCAUACUGUUUACAACCAAGUGAUAAUCCCAUAAAGCAAAAGAGGAAAGCUUGCUUGGUCUUUAUACCAAGAACUGGUUUUAAAACAUCAAGUUUUCUUCUUUUACUUCACAAGUUUUUGAUAAAUGACAAAAAUAGGCAAUCUUAAUGGUUUUUCCUAAUGUUAUUCAGGAGAAUUGUAUGAUAUGGGGAUUUUCUUCAGGGUGGAAGCAUGAAAGAUAAAGGCUAUAUUCCCUCUAUAUUGCCUUCUGGUUUCUUUAAUUAUCAACUAUCCAACUAAGGCAAUAUACUUUUUUUUCAGUUGCAGAAAGCUGCUUUUUUUUUUUUUAGAUAAGAUGCAAAAGUGUUCUUAACCACAAGUGUAAGUUAAUUCUGGGUGUAGAUUGUGAGGUGUUUUUUCCCCAACUUGUAGAGAAUUAUUUUGUGAUGCACAUUUAUUUAACUAAAGCAGGACAAAAUACAGUUGUAAUUACACACCAGUAUAUAAGUUAGGAAAGGGAAGCAUAGCUUCUGAGGAACAAAAAGUCUGCUGAAAGUCCUGUUUUGUAACUUUGAAAUCUACAUUGAAAAAUGACAUUUUAAUCUCUACCAUUUGGAUGUAGGGGGCCAGCUUGGUGUAAUUAUGUUUUCCUCUCUUGCAAAGGUAGGUGAAAGCUUCAAGACAAAAGUAUUAUACUUCCUUUCUUUGUCUUUCAGAAUGAGCCAGCAGGUGUCAAGCGUGGGAAAUCAGGAGUCCGGGCAGUUCAAAAGAAUAUAUAGGCUUAUUGCAUGCUAAAGCUCUUUACAAGGAGCUCUGAACUAACAGUCAAAGCAAGUUGGCCGUAGAUAAGAAUCAACAGAAUUCAAGGUGGGCUGGACUUAAACCUUUUGUGGGAGCAAAGGGAUUCGAGACUGAUGACAUGUUUGACUCCCUCCCUCGAGCUCAGCCUGGUCAUCUGCAGUGGGAGAUCCCAAGAGGAGCUACUGUCACAAAAAUCUUUAAGGAUUAUAUCCUCAUAGUGUCCAAAUUACAAGGAAGAAGACCAAGAGUUGCAUUUCAUUGUCCAGAGUACAUGAAAUAGAAUAAUUGUCCUAAAUUACAGAAUACAGAAUACGACUGAAUGUUGGGGGCUGACGAGGUGGGUGGAGAGAAGAACAAUUUAACAAAGGAAUCCAAGUAGUAAUGAUUCCUCUUUACUGGAUCCUGGCAAGCAGUAACCAGACUCCCUUCUGGUAUGCUUUACUGUGGUAUCCCACCCUGAUUGAAAAGUUGAAUUUAAAGGCCUAAAUAGUCCCUUUGUGAUGAUUCUAUGAAUUAAUUUUAAAGAAAGAUACUUUUUAGAUAAAGACUGA
Messenger RNA from Crotalus tigris (Tiger rattlesnake), 3127 nucleotides. Its product is annotated as cold-inducible RNA-binding protein-like. Gene Ontology annotation, molecular function: RNA binding. The transcript is spliced from 7 exons. Bases 168 to 614 code for a protein of 148 amino acids. The record is from RefSeq and is a predicted model, not a curated record. Gene Ontology annotation, biological process: positive regulation of mRNA splicing, via spliceosome. Gene Ontology annotation, cellular component: spliceosomal complex. Lineage: Eukaryota; Metazoa; Chordata; Lepidosauria; Squamata; Viperidae.